Molecule: messenger RNA, 878 nt
Organism: Adelges cooleyi (spruce gall adelgid)
Lineage: Eukaryota; Metazoa; Arthropoda; Insecta; Hemiptera; Adelgidae
Exons: 2
Coding region: 57-830 (257 amino acids)
Source: RefSeq, a predicted model, not a curated record
CAGUCAUUAAUGAACAAAGAGCUGAUAUUGAUUUAGCUUUGAACAUAAAAAUCAUAAUGACCGAAACUAGAACAAAAUGUCUAGAACUUUUGGAUGUAGAAGUUUCCAUAGCUACACUGAUUGUAUGUAUUGAAGACAGCUUUUGCCAUUCCUUAAUGGAGCAUAUAAAACGGUUUAGACUGUUUCCGUUUGACCACUUAGCCCAGGAUGACAUUGUACCAGAAAUGUUUCUGCCGUUACAUUUUCGAGCAUAUCCUCAAGCGGCACACAAUCAGUUAACGUUUAGAAAUUUAACAAUAAAACCAUUCACACUCGAAUUGAGCCUUCGUUGGAAAGCUAUGUGCCAUUUGUGUUUUAACCGACUGCAGUUGGGUUUUUUACAAUUCAAGAAGCUUAAUAUGAAAGCAUCACAAAAGCAAUUGAUUUCGUGCAUGUUAAUACAUUAUUAUACCACAUUAAUAAAAAAUGUCGGUCAAGUUUUAAGUUCAGUCGAGUUGUUCGGGGCGCCGAGAAACUUGGCUAAUACCAUCGAAGAAGGACUGUACGACUUCCUCAAUUUCACUGCCAAAGGAAUAAAUCGAGGUUAUUUAGGGUUAUUUUAUGGAAUUGCCGAAGGAUCUAAAUCAUUAAUAACUAAGGUAACAUGUGGAUUGUUGUUAUCAAUUUUCGGAUUCACAUCUAGUUGGUCGCAAAUGUUUAACGGAUUCAAAAGUUUUCGGAGCAUUUCAAUUGUGAUCGCAAAAUGCUUGGAAGCGAUUGCAAUUUUAAGCAAAUUGUGCCUAAGGAGUAUACAGUGGAAACCAACUUCGAAUGUAACACUAAAAACAUAAUAAUAACAAAUGUGUCGUUAACGAUUUUGAUUUUUUCCAUAUAAUUUC